Leishmania mexicana MHOM/GT/2001/U1103 is the source of this 1353-nucleotide messenger RNA. RefSeq lists its product as hypothetical. Lineage: Eukaryota; Euglenozoa; Kinetoplastea; Trypanosomatida; Trypanosomatidae. The transcript has a single exon. The record is from RefSeq and is a predicted model, not a curated record. Bases 1 to 1353 code for a protein of 450 amino acids.
AUGCGGCUACGGAGGCCAUGCGGCGUAAAAGGGAUAGCAGCCGAUGCACUCGUCAACCUUGUCCAGAGCUGCUACCCUUCCGCCACUGUCCUGUUCACCUCAGUGGCGAAUAAUGUUGCAACUUCGGGUAGCAGUGAUGUCCGCAUAUCCAGUACGUUUGACGCAUGGCAGGCAAAGCUGCACACACGCCGAGCUUUGAGGCAAGGUCUGACGGUAGACGCGCCUGGAUUUCAGCGCAUCUUGGCCCGCCGCCACAUCCUUCCUGCCAGGUCGGUGGAGGCUGCAGCGUCUUCAUGGUGGGCCCUACUGUACGCUGUCGACGCGACAAACAGUCCACCUGUUGCCCUUCCUCGACAACCAUCGCAAUCAUUGCCGCCGUCUCACAUCGCACACCCCAUCCUCUGCUGCCCAGACGCUAUCGUGUACAUCGGCGGCGUCGAGGCCCAGGAUGUGACACAAGUGGUGGCGCCGACGCUUGUGGAAGCAGUGACGAGAGUUGAAGCGCCGCGCAGCACCGUCGGCGCGGCGUCCGCCACACACCGGGCAGAGCGACAGGCACCGAGUUACUGCCGUCGAAUCGUUGACUGGUCUACCAUAUGGGCGGAAAAGCGGUGCGCUCUGCGCGGAGCAGACUUGCUGGAGCUUUCGCUCGCCGUGCCGGGCGACUUAGGCCACUGCCAUGCGGAUGCUCGUGAACGCAUGCUGGUCUCCAUCGCUAACCCUGAUGUCACCUUGGCAGAUCUGCAGCGUCAGCCACACGCGGGGCGUCGCGGGCCGCUUCGAACGUCUUUUGGGUUUUCGCUUCCCUGCGUUCAAGCAGCCCUGCCAGCUGCGGUGAUACGUGCCGUUCGUGUGCUGCGCCGGUGGCAGCAAGACGUAGUGCACUGCAUUCCGAGCACCAGUGUCUUCUGGGUUUCCUCAAUCGGCCACCUUCUGGAGACUAGCGUCGGCGAUGCAGCCUCUCCACUGACGCAGCGGGCGGAAGCAUGUACGCGGCAGGGACAGGAGCUGGGGAUGUCGGAGAUGCAGGUGCGCCAGCUUUUCGCCAUCGCACAACCCGACAGAGAUCAAACAAACACCCAAGUACCACCACCCGCGGACGCAACGAAGCUGCUCACGUUUCUCCUCACCUCAACUGUCCUACAGCGGGCGUGCACGUCGCCGUUGGAAGCGUGGAAUGGCACGAACUACUUCCUCCCAGCAGAGCGGUUUGAUGGCGCCACGGACGCCGAGGUACUGCACCGCGCAAUGCGCAGCGGUGCGGGGACACACCUAACCUUUUCCCUCUUUUCGAGCCUCUACGGCGCAUCGUGCGGUGAAGAUCAGAGCCCUUUGACCCAACUCUCUCCAUAG